Rhizophagus irregularis DAOM 181602=DAOM 197198 is the source of this 732-nucleotide messenger RNA. The record is from RefSeq and is a predicted model, not a curated record. NCBI's taxonomy places the organism in Eukaryota, Fungi, Glomeromycota, Glomeromycetes, Glomerales, Glomeraceae.
AUGUUUAAUGUGUAUACAUUGAAAGAUAUAAAAAAUAGAGGACAUUGGCUGGGUAGUGCAUAUGAGCAAGAGUUCAAAAAAAAAUUAAAAACUGCUAUCGAUUUUAACUCUGAAAUUAUCGACUUUAAUGAAAAGUUACAGGCUGAAAAUUUGGAGUAUUCAGACCAGUUAAAUGCGUCCAGUGCUAAAGUUAAAUCUCAACUUAUUUCUGAAUGGAAGUCCCAUUCUGAGAGUCAACAUGAGCUUGAAGCUAAAUAUAUUGCCAAAAUCAAAUCGCUUAAAUCUUCUAUUAAAACACUAAAAAGAGAGGCGACUUUGGUCCAGAAAGCUUCAUUCACUAACAAGAUCAAGAUUUUUUCUUUUGAAGCUAAAGUAUAUGAAUUGGAAGAUAAGUUGGAUGACUUAGAACUAGAACAGGUGUUCCAUGAUCCAGAUGCAGUAGGAGGACUUCUAGAAGAGCCAGUCCAAAUAAAUUCAUCUGAUCCCAAAGAGAUCGAUUCUCUCAGGUUUGAAUUAGAACGAGCGAAUGAGAACCUUAGUUCAAAGGAAUAUACAAUAGAAUGUAUAGAAAAAGGGAUAGAGAAAAAUGCUUAUCUUCAAGAAUUACUGUCGAAGAAAGAGCCAAGAGGCACUUCACAUAAUAAAGUAGAUAUUCUACCCCUACCUAUGAAUAAUUUAUCAUGCACAACGCCUUCUAGCAAACCUUCUGCUUUUAAUCCUUCAUCCCAAUAA